Molecule: messenger RNA, 653 nt
Organism: Gryllus bimaculatus (two-spotted cricket)
Lineage: Eukaryota; Metazoa; Arthropoda; Insecta; Orthoptera; Gryllidae
Source: the annotation of a GenBank genome assembly
GGACAGUAAUGGGGCAGCGAAAAGUUUUGGAAUGGCGUACACACUAAUAGCUGCUCUUUAUGAACUUUCUAUGUUCUCUUAUUUUGCAAAUGCUCUAAUUGAGGAGAGCCAGGGCGUGGGCUACUCCGCCUACUGCAGCGAGUGGUUCCACAGCUCGCUCAGCUACCGCCGCAGCGUCACCCUCGUCAUGGUGCGCAGCCGCAGGCCCUGCGUGCUCACCUACGGAAAGUUCGCCGACCUCUCCCUCGAGUCGCUGGCCGGGAUUCUGCGAAUUUCCUACACAUUUUUCACAGUGCUAAAUGGUGUCAACGAAUAAUCUGACCGUUGAAGAGAAAGAAAACAUAGUUAAAAAAGAAGCAGCUUCAUCAAUUUACGCAUUUUCUACAUUUAACCUAUGCACCUCACAAAUAAUUACUGUCCUUCGAAAAGACAAAGGCGAAAAGAAGGCAUGUCUCAAACAAAGAAACGCCGCUUAUUCAUUCGUUCUUUCAAGAAAACGUGAAUAUAUUAGUAGUCACAUUGAUCACACAGCAUAAAUUCGUACGCAGAUAUUCAUAAAUAAAAAACCCGCACUUCUUCUGUACUCUUUAGAACUCCCCAUAAGUAAUGCAGGACGAACGAAGUCGCGAUCGGAGAGAGGAAGAAAAAAAAAA